This is a messenger RNA of Pogona vitticeps (central bearded dragon), 1561 nucleotides long. NCBI's taxonomy places the organism in Eukaryota, Metazoa, Chordata, Lepidosauria, Squamata, Agamidae. The record is from RefSeq and is a predicted model, not a curated record.
AUGUAUGGGAAUUAUCCACACUUCAUUAAGUUUUCCACAGGCUUCGGGAAUUCUCCAGGACACACCAGUUCUGCACCAGCAAAUCUGCAACCUGUCCCUCUUACGGGGAAUUCCAUAGAUGGUCACUCCAGUUAUUUUGAGGUUCCCCUCAGUGGUUCAAGGACUCUCUCUUCCCCUCUGAGUUCAGUUGGGUCCGGCAAUACAAUGAGCUCCCCGUACAGAGUAAUCACAUCCUCCUCUAUUGGAGCACAUUCUGUCCCUUUAACUGCACAACCAGGCAUGAAUUUUGCUGCACACCCUAAUCCACAGCUUAACGUCAUGAACAGUGUCAGCAGCUCUGAAGACAUCAAGCCGCUGUCAGGCCUGCAAGAGACAGGAGCUGUGAACUACGGCUCCACAAAUCCAGGAUCCAUGACUAAGCAUAGCUGUGCCAUUUGUGGGGACAGGUCAUCAGGGAAACACUAUGGGGUAUACAGUUGUGAAGGCUGCAAAGGCUUCUUCAAACGGACGAUAAGAAAGGACCUUUUCUACACCUGUCGUGAUAACAAAGACUGUCUAAUUGACAAGCGACAGAGAAACCGUUGUCAGUAUUGCCGUUAUCAGAAAUGCCUGGCAAUGGGCAUGAAGAGAGAAGCUGUUCAAGAGGAAAGACAGAGAAGCAGAGAGCAGAGUGAGAAUGAAACAGAGUCUACUAGCAGCCACAGUAGGACCAGUGAAGACAUGCCAGUGGAGAGAAUUUUAGAAGCUGAAAUGGCUGUUGAACCCCAAACUGAAUCUUAUACUGACACUGACCACUCGGUAGGUACCAAUGAUCCCGUCACCAAUAUAUGCCAUGCAGCUGACAAGCAACUUUUCACAUUGGUGGAAUGGGCUAAGCGGAUUCCUCAUUUUUCAGAUCUGACAUUGGAAGAUCAAGUAAUUCUCCUCCGUGCAGGUUGGAAUGAGCUGCUGAUUGCUUCUUUUUCCCACCGCUCUGUCUCAGUGCAGGAUGGUAUCUUGUUGGCCACUGGCUUACAUGUGCAUCGGAACAGUGCGCACAGUGCCGGGGUGGGCUCCAUUUUUGACAGGGUUCUCACUGAGCUGGUAUCCAAAAUGAAAGACAUGCAGAUGGACAAAUCUGAGCUGGGCUGCCUACGAGCCAUUGUGCUGUUCAAUCCAGAUGCCAAGGGCCUGUCCAGUCCUACAGAGGUAGAAUCACUGCGUGAGAAAGUUUAUGCUGCUCUAGAGGCAUAUACCAAACAGAAGUAUCCUGAACAACCUGGAAGGUUUGCAAAACUUCUCCUAAGGCUGCCUGCCCUGCGAUCUAUUGGUUUGAAAUGCCUAGAGCACCUCUUCUUCUUCAAGCUGAUCGGCGAUACUCCAAUUGACACAUUCCUCAUGGAGAUGCUGGAGACUCCGCUGCAGAUUACUUGAUCUCCACAAGAUGCCAAGGAAGGAGUACAGAGGAUGUACUCAUGAUUUUUGUUCAAGGCUCCAUGGAUCUGCUCACUUUUGCCUGCUCCCUCUCUUGUCCUUCAUUAUGGAGCAUAAUAGGCAGUGGGGGGGCACCUCGUUCAGUGCC